Messenger RNA from Leptopilina heterotoma, 378 nucleotides. RefSeq lists its product as uncharacterized. The coding region runs from base 83 to 301 and encodes 72 amino acids. Lineage: Eukaryota; Metazoa; Arthropoda; Insecta; Hymenoptera; Figitidae. The record is from RefSeq and is a predicted model, not a curated record. The transcript has 3 exons. Gene Ontology annotation, molecular function: olfactory receptor activity; odorant binding. Gene Ontology annotation, cellular component: plasma membrane. Gene Ontology annotation, biological process: detection of chemical stimulus involved in sensory perception of smell; sensory perception of smell.
UGACACAUUUUUUUCUGACGGUUUAUUAUUACAAAGUUUAUUAUUUCAAAUAUACAUCUAUUGUUACGCGGGAAACGAAGUAAUGCUAAAAAGUUUAAAAUUAGCGGACGUUAUUGUCACUGUAGAUUGGACAAUGCUAACAAAGAAAACAAAAGAAGGACUCGUUUUAAUAGCAGUAAGAUCAAAAAAGCCGAUUGUCAUUACUGGCGGUCCUAUGAUUUCCAUGACAUUGAAUACUUUUGUUACAAUUAUGAGAACAUCUUAUGCUGCGUACAACUUACUUCAGAGUUCUGGUGCCUAACAUUUAAAAUAAAGAUAGAUUUUAAAUAGAUCCCUGUAAAAAAAAAUAACGAAGUUUAACUGUUAACAUUUAUACCC